Molecule: messenger RNA, 804 nt
Organism: Camelina sativa (false flax)
Lineage: Eukaryota; Viridiplantae; Streptophyta; Magnoliopsida; Brassicales; Brassicaceae
Source: RefSeq, a predicted model, not a curated record
AUGGGGAUCCUUGCUUUGCGAGCCAUAUUUACCGACUUGUUCUUGACUAGGUCGUUGGCUCAUCCACGUCUCUUAAUUGGGGUCAAACAAGACGGAGAGUGGUUUUUGUUUUCGGCGCCUCAGCCUCAGAAUCCGUCCUCUCUUGUUGUCACAGCUGAUUUUCAUAUGAAGAUGUCUUUUGACUUAAUUUACUACGAGAGUUGUAGAUAUGCCUCUGGUUUGCUCUAUUUCCCUAGCAUACGUAUCUCAAAGGAGUAUAAUCAUGAUACAUAUGAUAUGAAUGAAAUGCAUGCGAUAUGUAACCCUAGCACGGGACAGUCUGAGAAGGUUGAGUUUUUAAAUCCAGGCACCUGCGAUAUGAAUGCGACUACUACAUUGAUAAACUAUAAGGGUAAGCUAGGUUUGAUUAAUAUGAAGUAUGAUCAUAGUCAUGAUCAUGGAUUUCCCCUUGAGUUAGAUAUGUGGGUUCUAGAGGAUAUCGAGAAACGGGAAUUCUCUGCAUAUGUCUACACUUUAAGGACUGAUGAUGAGGAUAAAGUCGUUAAGGAUGACCAGUAUAUUUCCGUCGUUGGGGCGAAUGCUUCAGGUGAAAUUGUUUUGGUGAAGGAUAAUGCAUCUGCACCGUUUUAUGUUUUCUAUUUUAAUCCGGAAAGGAACAUCCUCCGAAGUGUUGAAAUCCAAGGUAUUACUAGACAAGACGGUGUAGAAUGGUCUGACGAUUAUCAUGAAGUUUACGUCUUUGUAGACCAUGUAGAGGAUCUUAACUUUGAUAUUACGAAGAAGACACCAUAUGCUGCAACAUGA